This is a messenger RNA of Naumovozyma dairenensis CBS 421, 1959 nucleotides long. RefSeq names its product aspartyl protease (gene MKC7). The coding region runs from base 1 to 1959 and encodes 652 amino acids. The transcript has a single exon. Gene Ontology annotation, biological process: proteolysis. The record is from RefSeq and is a predicted model, not a curated record. Lineage: Eukaryota; Fungi; Ascomycota; Saccharomycetes; Saccharomycetales; Saccharomycetaceae. Gene Ontology annotation, molecular function: aspartic-type endopeptidase activity.
AUGAAGAUACCAUCAAUUUUACGUGAUACCAUUCUAACUACUACUAGUAGUUUGCUACUUCUUUCAACCAUUAAAAAUGUAAUAGCAACAACAUCUAUACCAUCACAACAAGAACAAAACAAAAAACAAGGAGAAGCCAGCGAGAACCAGCCUGCUCCUACUCUUAAAUACGUCAAAUUACCAUUCGAGAAAUAUACUGGAGAUUCAUUCGAAUCAGCCACAAGAAAUAACAAACCACUAAAUCAGCUACUGAAAAGAGACAACGAGGACGGCGCCGGAUAUGAAGACGUCAAAAUUACUAAUCAACAAAGUUUCUAUUCAGUAGAAUUAGCCAUAGGAACACCACCACAACAUGUCACUGUCUUGGUAGAUACUGGGUCUGCAGAUUUAUGGGUCACUGGGUCCAUGAACCCAUUUUGUCAGUCUUCUCUAAAUUCAAGAAAUGUAGUCAUAAAAAGAGAUGAUGACGACGACGACGACGACGACGACGACGACACACAACAAGCUGCAGGUAUGUUCACAGAAAUAUUGGUUACUAACUUGUCUGACUUGGGUAACUUAUCUGACUUGCUAGGUUCAUUUACUAUCAUAUCAACAGGUAUACCAGGUGGCAUCAUUCCUACCGGAGUAACAACAGCUACUACCACGGGUGGUGGCGGUGGUGCUGGAGGAGCAGGUGGAUUGCCCACAGCAACAAAUGACAUUCCACGUUCUGAAAGAACACUCGAUUGUCAAGAAUACGGAACAUUCAAUAGCAGUAGAUCUUCCACUUUUAAGAAUAAUUAUACCUCUUUCAGUAUCAGUUACGGUGAUUCCACUUUCGCUUCAGGUACAUGGGCUCAAGACGUUUUAAACCUUUCAGAUUUGAAUGUUACAGGACUCUCAUUCGCUGUAGCAAAUAUGACAAACUCUACAGUAGGUGUCCUUGGGAUAGGUUUACCUGCAUUGGAAUCUACUUAUUCAGGAGCAUCAGGGGCCACUCAAAGACAAAUGUACCAAUAUAUGAAUUUCCCAAUGGUUUUAAAACAAUCUGGUGCAAUCCAUACCACUACAUAUUCUUUAUUUUUGGAUGAUCUGGAUGAAAGUCAUGGUAGUGUUCUUUUCGGUGCCAUUGAUCAUUCCAAAUAUACAGGUCAAUUAUAUACUGUCCCUAUGAUUAACAUAAUGAGAAAUAGUGGAUAUUCUAACCCAAUCCAAUUCGAUGUAACAUUAUUCGGUAUUGGUUUACAAAAUGGUGAACGUAAUUUAACAUUAACCACAACGAAAUUAGCAGCGUUAUUAGAUUCAGGUACAACAAUUAGUUAUUUCCCAACAAGUGUCGUCGAACUAGUAGCAAGACAAAUUAACGCACAAUAUUCUGCCAGAUUAGGUUUCUACACUGUCCCAUGUAGAUCGGUAUCAAGUAAUACAAACUUAGUUUUCGAUUUCGGUGGAUUCCAUAUCUCAGGUCCAUUACAAGAUUUCUUAAUUCAAACUUCUCAACAAACUUGUAUCCUAGCAAUGGCUCCACAAGAAUCACAACACGUCAUCCUUGGUGAUAUCUUCCUAACUCACGCUUAUGUAGUUUACGAUUUGGAUAAUUAUGUCAUCGCAUUAGCCCAAGCGGAUACUUCAACUUCAAAUCAAUCAUCAUCAUCGGAUAUUGAAUUAAUCACGAACUCAACUAUACCAAGAGCUAUUAGAGCGCCAUUAUAUUCAGAAACUUGGACAGCUAAUAGACCAGUUCAAUCAGGUGGUAAUAUCUUUGCUGGAAAUGGUACAGUCAUAUACAAUCAAGGAUCAGGAUCAAUGACUACGUUAAGUGGGACUGCUGGUGCUCAACAAUUUACAUCUUCAAGUACAGGAUCUGCUAGUUCCGGUACUAGAAGGGAAAAUGAAGCAAAUGCUAAAGUGGCAAAGUCGUAUGUUGGUUCAACCUUCGCGUUGUUGGUUACUAUCUUUAUGGUUUCUUUGGUUUAA